GCAACAAUUAAUUGUUUUUGUUUUUAUUUUUUAUUUUUUAAUUAUUUUGAAAAGAUAGUUAUGCAAAAAAAUGCCGCGACUUGAUUCAUAUGUACUAGUUCGUCCACCCCUCCCUUAAGAGCAGGUCUCCAUUUUGGUCUUCGUUAGCUACCCAUUUCUCUCGCUGGGAUCAGCUUGCUUCCGUCUAAGAGUUGGGUGUAUUGGCGCACAAAUCUCUUAUACAUACUUGCUCAGGCUCUUCCUCCCAAUCUCAGCUUCCCCUCUCCCUCCGCUUAGUUGCACUCUCAAUCGAACGUUGACGAUGCCGCCUGCUAGGACAUCGCAUCACUCAUCAACUGAUGAACACUCCAGGGUCAACGCGACGACGAGGACAAAGACUAAAGAGUCCAGUGCCCCAUUGCAGCGCGGAAGUGCACAUAGUCUUACUUGUCGGAAACGCAAACUCAAGUGUGAUGCUAGCAAGCCUGCUUGUAAUCAAUGCAUCCGGGCCACGCACCCACAGGAGUGUUCUUACGAUAACGGCAAGGCUCUGAGUAGGACACAGACGCUCCAGCGGCGGAUUACUCAACUUGAGGAAAUGCUUGCCCAAUUGCAGGGCAAGAACAUGAUAGGCUCACCUUCAUCGAGUGCAUCCUCCAACCUUGGCGGUAUUCUCGGGGCCGACCCGGGUUUGGGCGCUUCGUCAACUCCUGGGCGCGAACGCAUCCGCGCUCGAUCCAUAUCCUCAACCGAUUCUGGAAUGACUCCAAAUCAUACCGACAGUCUUGUCUUACAAUCUUCCCCCCAUUCGUCUCGCGACUCUUACAAUAAUCAUCUGUUCAGCGAUCCCCCUGUUGACUUCCCACAACUGCAAGGUUUCGUGUUUGGCUCUGAUCCCCUCUCUAUUCCUAGUUUUGGCACAAGGACUGUGUCUCCCGAUCCAAUACCAUUGAAUAACGCUGUUUCCACUCGACCCCCGUCAGCAGCCUCCUCAUCCUUCCCUCUUCAAUACAACUCUGCCUCCACCUCCACCUCACUUGGGGUGUUUGACAUCAACCCAUCAGCAUGGUCCUCCUCGAGUGCAUCUGUUGGCUAUUCAAGUCAAACACCGCCGUAUGCGUCUCCAAAUCUUUCGACUGGGUAUGGGCUAGACGACUCACUUGGUGGGUUACGACCUAUUCCCAUGGCCUUGUCGAAUGAUAGAGGAGGCUGGGCGCAAGAUUCCUCCGUACCCUCUGCAGUGAAUGGAUUUGGGGAUCUGCGUGUAAGAGCGAGUGCUGGAUUCGAUACGGAUCAGCCCAUCAUCACAUCCACACCUGAAGGGCAGAAUUACCUAUUAACACUAUUCCUUAACUACCGCCGUCGUUGUUACUUCGAUGUCCAUCCCCAACGUUUCCUAGCUUCUCUGCAAGACCCAGACCCCCAAAAGCGGCCUCACCCCUGCUUAAUGGAUGCUAUCUACCUGCUUGGCUGCUAUCUCUCUAGAGAUGAUGAGUUGAAAGCUCAUGAAGUUGUACUGUUAUCUCGAGCUAGACAGGGAUUGUGUGAUUCUCUCGAGCACUCGGACCGUUUGUGGAAUUUUGUUCAAGCCUCGUGCCUUAUCGCAUUCUUCCUAUACCAGAACGGGCGAUUCAUAGAAGCAUAUCACCAAACUUGUCAAGUGGCUCGCUUUGCUGUCAGCUGUGGACUUCAUCAGAUUUCAUCUCCACACCUCAAUCCAUCAGGAGAUCUCGUGAGUGCGCCUGGUGCUGGUUCUGGACCUAGCAAAAAUGCACACGCCGCCCCUUGGACUGUCACCAAUAUGUCGGUACGGCGGGCUGGGUCCAUGUUGGACCCUCCAAAAGAUCAAAUCGAGGUUGGAGAAAGAAUCCUAACGUUUUGGCACAUCUUCCUGCUGGAUCGCUGCGGUUCUAUCAUGACGAACCUACCAGCAGCAUUGCCAGAUGAGUGCGAUUCGUUCUCGCAGAUUGAGACCGUGUGGCCCCGGACGUUGGAGGAGUAUGAACAUGGUCAAGCCUACGACGCCGACUGCGGGACGGUGAGGCAACUUUAUCAGCCAGAUACGGCACCAGCCGUUGGGCGUCCAGACACCAUCUUUACGCUUCGCCUUAAAGGCUCUGCCCUAUUCGAGCAAGCCAGCCGUCUUGGAUCGCGCUACGCCUCCAGCAUGCCAGAAACACUACGGGCCAAAUUUUACGCGGUGGACUAUGCAAUUGGUCGAUUCCUGCGGACAUUGCCAUACGUAAGGAAUUCUGGUACCAUGGGAGAGGUGCCACCUACCUCAGCCGAUGAUCCGGUUAACGCGCAAUUGGUGUUCGUUCACACGCUUGCGUUGACGGCGAUGAUUCGAUUACAUAAUACCGCGGCACUUGAAGAGCCUCUCAGCUACGAUAAACGUUUGAAGGCUGCUGAGGCCGUUGUCUCAGUUGUGAGCGAGUUGGCCAACUCUGAGGCGGACUUUGGGGAGUUUGACAUGCUGAUAGGGGUACGAUCCACGUUCAUACUUCGUAAGAUGAAAUGAUCGAAGCUCAUUCUUCAUUUAGCAUUGCUGGAAACAUACCUGCGAUGUCCUAAUUGAGCAGCGGUCUCGGGUCCUGACUACAUCAGAGGCUUCGGCAUUGGACCACAAGAUUGAUAUCAUUAUCUCACAGAUGCGCC
This is a messenger RNA of Cantharellus anzutake, 2637 nucleotides long. RefSeq lists its product as uncharacterized. Gene Ontology annotation, cellular component: nucleus. The transcript has 7 exons. Gene Ontology annotation, molecular function: DNA-binding transcription factor activity, RNA polymerase II-specific; zinc ion binding; DNA binding. NCBI's taxonomy places the organism in Eukaryota, Fungi, Basidiomycota, Agaricomycetes, Cantharellales, Hydnaceae. The annotation marks the transcript as partial. Gene Ontology annotation, biological process: DNA-templated transcription; regulation of DNA-templated transcription. The record is from RefSeq and is a predicted model, not a curated record.